This is a messenger RNA of Pelagomonas calceolata, 1320 nucleotides long. The record is from the annotation of a GenBank genome assembly. Lineage: Eukaryota; Pelagophyceae; Pelagomonadales; Pelagomonadaceae.
CACCAAGCUUCACAGGCCAUCUCUCCCGCUCCUUGCCACACAACUGAUCAUAUAUUGACCUGUUGAGUCGCAUCAGUGCAGUCUGAACGCUGUCAUCGCGGUGCACCAACAUUCGCAAGCAGCUAGGCCACGCAUAACCUGUGUUCAGCCUCUCCCUAGCCUUCAACACACCGCAGCGGUCGCGAACGCAAGGAAUCAUGGGUGCUGGCGGCAAGGACGCCUCGCAGAUCCAGAGUGAGGUCAAGGAGUAUUAUGGAGAAACGCUAGCCACCACAAGCGACCUAAAGACGAACGCGUGCUGCACAGCGAACGCUCCGCCUAAGGAAAUAAGGGACAUCCUCGCCAAGGUACCUUCCGAGGUCAUCGCGAAGUACUAUGGCUGCGGCAGUCCACUGCCGCAAGGUAUUGAAGGUUUACACGUUUUAGAUCUAGGAUGCGGCUCCGGAAGAGACUGCUACGUGGCUUCUAAGCUAGUAGGCCCCACGGGCCGCGUCACGGGCGUCGACAUGACGCCGCAACAACUAGAAGUCGCGAGGAAGCACGCUGAUGAAUACGCAUCUACGAUAGGGUAUGCGAACAUGAGUUUCGUGCAGGGCACCAUUGAAGAUCUAUCAGCAAUACCUGAUGAUAGCAUAGACGUCAUCAUCAGCAACUGCGUUGUCAACCUCUCUCCAGAUAAACCUGCCGUGUUGAAAGAGGCUUAUAGAGUACUGCGAAAUGGGGGAGAGUUUUAUUUCUCGGACGUGUACGGCGACCGACGAUUACCGAAAGCAUUAACACAACACAAAAUACUCGUGGGCGAAUGCAUCGGCGGCGCAUUAUACGAGCAGGACUUUCUCAGGAUCGCUAGACGGGUAGGGUUCGAGGACCCUCGCGUGUUGGAUAGCGCUCCCAUCGACGUGAAGGACCCUCAACUCAUAGAGCUGGUGGGUGAAGCCAAAUUCACGUCGGUGACCUACCGGUUAUUUAAGCUCCCCGGUUUGCUCGAGUCGCUGUGCGAGGACUACGGCCAAGUGGCAGUUUACAAGGGCACGGUCCCGGGCCACAGACACGCGUAUCAAUUGGAUGACCACCACCGCUUCGAGACGGGGCGGCCCAUGCUCGUCUGUGGGAACAGUGCGGCGAUGGUCGGGGACUCGUGGCUCGGGAAGCAUUUUACGGUGUCGGGCGACCGGUCGACGCACUUCGGGCUGUUCCCGUGCCACUUCUCGCCGUCUGCCGAUGCGCCGACGCCGGGCGGCUGCGCGAGCUGCUGCUAGAAGACCCAUCGCCAGGCGCACUGCGGAAGCUGCGCAAAGUAUAUAAGUACAUUUACACACA